AUGAAGCAAUGGUGUUCAACACAUGAGGCCAAUCAGCUAUGGCCUAUGGUGCUAAGGUUUACCGACUCCAUACUGAGGAAUCGCAUCAAAGCUAGGGGUCCGACGUUCCACACGCCGGGGGCGCGGAUAUCCCCCUGCGUGGAGGUGUACUCGUGCAGGGUGAUCGACCUCACGGGCGGAUUGGAGUGGCCGAUUGACGUCUUCGGCUUCGUCGCGGCGCGCGAUGGGCUCGACCGCAAGCGCAACUACAUCUUCAAUCGCCCGAGGGACGACGCCCAGACGUUCACCACGGAGGACCCGUCUUUCGUCUUGACAGGACCUAUCCGUGCAAUCAACUGCUCCCAGCGUAUCGAAUUCGAAGUCGAUCUCAAGGUUAGGGGGAAAACGCAAUCUGAUAGGGAUAAGGUGUUGAGUGCCAGAUACAUUGUGUAUGAAACAAUGGGGCCGAAUUGCAUGGUUGGGCAGGUUAGGUCGAAGGCAAGGCCAGGCAAGCGUUGCUCGGUAGAGGUCACCUUCGCCAAUCUCGCGGGGGCGGUGGAGGCGGCGAUCGAGGUUAGAGUUGUUCAAGGAUCAAGCGGUUUUUGCGGAAGAAUUGUCGCGAGGACCGAUGGUUACGACGACGAUGUGGUGUUUGCUGAUUCCAGUAACGAUGGUUCAGUACUAGCUGUUGCUGAUGAUGGAGUGAUCAAGCUUGCCCGGAGUGUCGCCGUCGUCGAAAGUACAGGGGUGCUGAAGAUUCAUGCGAUCAUCGCUCGAAGUGAUAGUAGUGGUGGGUAUGAUGGGGUUGGUGUUGCUGCUGAAGAUCACGCCGAGUUCGCUGCUCAAAGAUUUGAAAGUUCUUGUAGAACACUUGAUCUUGGCUUCUGUAAGAUGCUGGCAACUGUCUCCUGGUCCAUGAUUCCUUUGAUUUAGUAUCACCUUAAAAGAAUGAUUUCAUGAAUGGUGACAAAUAGACAUAUUUACCUUGAGUUAGUUACUUGUAAACUACUGUGUCCGUCUAAAAUAUAAUACUCCCUCCGUUUCACAAAUCACAACGUAAGUCAUUCUAA
Messenger RNA from Oryza sativa Japonica Group (Japanese rice), 1049 nucleotides. The record is from RefSeq and is a predicted model, not a curated record. Lineage: Eukaryota; Viridiplantae; Streptophyta; Magnoliopsida; Poales; Poaceae.